Neoarius graeffei (lesser salmon catfish) is the source of this 3259-nucleotide messenger RNA. It is a transcript of the gene ssrp1b, whose product is annotated as structure specific recognition protein 1b. NCBI's taxonomy places the organism in Eukaryota, Metazoa, Chordata, Actinopteri, Siluriformes, Ariidae. Gene Ontology annotation, molecular function: histone binding; DNA binding; nucleosome binding. The record is from RefSeq and is a predicted model, not a curated record. The transcript has 18 exons. Gene Ontology annotation, cellular component: FACT complex; nucleus. The coding region runs from base 100 to 2193 and encodes 697 amino acids.
UCGACUCCCAGCCCUAGGGAACAGGUCUUCUGCUGAUUUUGCUCGUUCCUGAAGAAACAGUUGUGAUCAUUGCUGGGACGUGAGAGUGAAGUUGCUGCCAUGACUGACGUUCUGGAGUUCAGUGACAUUUAUCAGGAGGUCAAGGGUUCCUGGAAUGAUGGGCGUCUGAGGUUCAGUAAGCAGAUGGUGGUGUAUAAAAGCAGUAAGACAGGCAAAGUGGACAGUAUCCCUGUCCCAGAGCUCAGUCAUGCCCAGUGGAGGAGAGUCUGCCUGGGUCACGGCAUCAAACUCUCUACCAGCACCGGACACGUGUACAAAUACGAUGGCUUCAAAGAUACUGACUUUGAAAAAGUCUCUGAGUAUUUCAGAGAGAAUUACAGUGUGGAGCUGAUUGAAAAAGACAUGUGUGUGAAAGGCUGGAACUGGGGCACUGCUCACUUCAAUGGCCCAUUGCUGUCUUUUGAAGUGAGUGACACUCCUGUGUUUGAGAUCCCACUCUCCAGUGUAUCCCAGUGUACCACUGGAAAAAAUGAAGUCACUCUAGAGUUUCAUCAGAACGAUGACACAGAAGUGUCACUCAUGGAGGUGCGUUUUUACGUCCCGCCCACUACAGGAGAUGAGGGGGCAGACCCUGUAGAGGCGUUUGCCCAGAAUGUUCUUUCCAAGGCAGAUGUGAUUCAGGCUACAGGAGACGCCGUGUGUAUUUUCAGAGAGCUGCAGUGUCUCACUCCCAGGGGAAGGUAUGAUAUUCGUAUCUACCCCACCUUCCUGCAUCUGCACGGUAAGACGUUUGACUACAAGAUCCCCUACACCACAGUGCUGCGCCUCUUCCUGCUCCCCCACAAAGACCAGAGACAGAUGUUUUUUGUGAUCAGUCUGGAUCCGCCCAUUAAACAGGGCCAAACCCGCUACCACUUCCUCAUCCUGCUCUUUUCCAAGGACGAAGACAUCAACCUCACCCUCAACAUGAGCGAGGAAGAGGUAGAGAGGCGGUUUGAGGGAAAGCUGACUAAGAACAUGUCUGGCUCUCUAUACGAGAUGGUCAGCAGGGUGAUGAAGGCUCUCGUCAACAGGAAGAUCACAGUGCCUGGAAACUUCCAAGGGCACUCUGGGGCUCAGUGCAUCACGUGCUCCUAUAAGGCCAGCUCAGGGCUGCUGUAUCCUCUGGAAAGAGGCUUCAUCUACGUUCACAAGCCCCCGGUGCACCUGCGCUUUGAGGAGAUUGCUUGUGUAAACUUUGCCAGAGGCACCACAACCACACGCUCCUUUGACUUUGAAAUUGAGACCAAACAAGGCAACCAGUACACCUUCAGCAGUAUUGAGAGAGAAGAGUAUGGAAAGUUGUUUGAUUUUGUCAAUGCUAAGAAACUGAGCAUCAAGAACAGAGGCUUCAAAGAGGGUAUGAAGGUCAGAGAGGAUAUGUACAGUGACUCAGAUGACGAUCAGCAUGAUGCUUAUCUGGAGCGCAUGAAGCAGGAAGGGAAGAUCCGUGAGGAGGCCAACGACAGUGAUGACUCAGAGGCUGGCAGCGAUGAAUCAUUUAACCCUGGAGAUGAAGAUGAUGAUGUUGCAGAAGAGUACGACAGUAAAGCCUCAGCCAGUGAAAGUAGUGAUGAAGAUGCAAACAGUGAAGAAGACAAAAAGAAGAAACCAGUCAAGAAGGCCAAAUCUGUGAAGGAGGGAAAACACAAAAGAGAGAAGAAGAUGAAAGACAGCAGCGCCCCCAAGAGGCCAAUGAGUGCCUAUAUGCUGUGGCUGAACUCCAGCAGAGAUCGCAUUAAAGCAGAAAACCCUGGAAUCUCAGUCACUGAGAUUUUAAAGAAGGCCGGAGAGAUGUGGAAGCAACUGAGCAAAGAAAAGAAAGAGGAGUGGGAAGGGAAAGCCGAGGAAGCAAAGAAAGAAUACGAGCAAGCGAUGAAAGAGUACAGAGAAAGUAGUGGAGGCACCUCAAAAAAGGCAAAAAAGAAGGGAGGAAGGAAUGAGGAGAGGAAGAAAAACAAGUUAGUUGGAGGAAAGGAGAGACAGAGGAACAAGGCAGCUGGGAAUGACAGCUUUAAGAGUCCAGAGUUCAUCUCCAGUGAUGAGAGUUCAUCCGAGUCCAACCGGGGCAAAGGUCGCAAGCGCAAAGGCUCGGAUGAUGAUGAGAAACAAGCGGCCAGCACUCCCGCCUCAGACGAGUCCGGGUCAGACUGAAACACUAGUGGCAAAACAGAGCAUGAAGAAAAGAGAGAGGAUAAUGGAGUCAUCCUGUCCCUGUCCCUGCCCCUGAAGAAUCCCUGUCUCCUAUAUGUUGUCUCUUUCAUAUUCUCUCUUCAUGUUCUAUUUUAUCAGGUUCAGUAUGUAUUCUAUAGAACACAAGCGAAUGAGUAUUAGUGGUUAAACUGCUUCACUUGUUAGAAUCUCUAGCAUGUAGCAUAUGUUGUGUGAACACAGUGGGGUCCAAAAGUCUGAGACCACAUUGAAAAUCUGGGAUUUGUUUUUAAAUUGAAAACUGGAAAUGAACAGAAAGUCUUAGAAUUCUGACUAUUCAGUAUUCAAGAUGUUAUACAAGUCCAAGGUCACUAUUUAAAUUUACGUAAGCAAAUUAUGAUAUUGCAUGUUAAGGAUGGCACAGUGUUGUAGUGGUUAGCACUGUCGCAUCACUGAAAGAAGGUUCUCAGUUCGAGCCCAGUGGCCGGCGAGGGCGUUUCUGUGUGGAGUUUGCAUGUUCUCCUCGUAGCUGUGUUGGUUUCCUCUCUCCGGGUGCUCUGGUUUCCCCCACAGUCCAAAGACAUGCAGUUAGGUUCAGGCUUACUCACAACCCGCUGUACGUGCUACUACGGCCGGUCUACAGUAAAAAAUUUGGCAAAACCGUGCUUGAGACUUGCGCAACACUUGCGUGUGUUCAGCACCAUAGAAGUGCCUGUGAAGACUUUUGGCCCUGCACAUGCAAAUUCUACGGGUCUUGUGAAAAAUCAAGAAUGCAUACACUACAUACGGGACCUGUAGUCCUUUUGUACGCCUGAACCAAGUCAGCAGCACGGCUCGUAGGGGCUUUGCGAUGACAGUAAGAUGCACGAGUGAUGCACGGUCAUUGUACGAGUGACGUGCCUCAGAAGUAUUACACAAGUACUCCACACUUGCUAUUUGUGCGGCCCCCAAGACAGAAGUACAUCUCACUUUCUACCCCUAUGUGUGGCGUGCACGCAGCGCACGCGACCCACACGCGACAUGAGGGGCAAGACUCUGGGUAUAUACAGUGCUCAGCGUAAAUGAGUAC